CCAAGGAUAACGACGAGGACAAAAUGUCCUCAGCCACAAAUUUUCAAUCCGUCUUUUGCAAUAAAUUUGGAGCUAGAAGCCCUCACAAGUGCAUCACAUCCUUUUUCCUCGGUGCUCCUACACAUUAUAUGCAGCAAAAAUGGACUCUAUGCUGCAAGACCUAUCGCACUUGUCCGGAAUAAUCCGAGCCAUCUUCUUCCUAUCAAUCCUUGUCUUAUUCAAAUCGAGAUCGUCUAGCAAGCUCAAAACCCCUCCAGAAGCCGCUGGCUCAUGGCCCCUCAUAGGUCACUUGCUGGUGCUGGCGAAAUCGAAGCUUCCCCACAAGACCUUGGCGUCCAUGGCCGACGAGUACGGACCCAUCUUCACCAUCAGGCUCGGGAUGUUCCCAGCCCUAGUGGUGAGCAGUUCCAAGAUGGCCAAGGAAUGUUUCACCAAGAACGACCUUGCGUUGUCCACUCGGCCAAGGCUCUUGGCCCCAAAGAUCCUGGCCUACGACUACGCCAUGUUCGCAUUCGCGGCUUAUGGCUCGUACUGGCGCGAGGUGAGGAAGAUGGUCACCAUGGAACUGCUCACGAACCGGAGGGUCGAGUCAUUGCUCAACCCUAUUCUGGCCUCAGAAGCGGACGUGGCCAUUCGAGAGCUACACGAGCUCUGUAUUGAGAACAAGGAUGAUUCAGGCCGUGUCACAGUCGACUUGAAACAGUGGUUUGCAAAGUUGACUCUCAACGUGAUCAUCAAAAUCGUGGCCGGAAAGCGCUACCCUGGGACGGACAAGGAAGAGGAGCAGCGGUGCCACGAGGCCCUACGAGACUUCUUCCACUUCCUGGGGAUGUUUUUAGCGGCGGACGCUCUUCCUUUCUUGAGGUGGCUCGACUUAGGUGGACAUGUGAAGGCCAUGAAGAGGACCGCAGAAGAACUAGAAAAAAUUUUGGGUGGCUGGUUAGAGGAACGCAAGAGUAAUAGUAAGGAUUCAGGUGAGACCAACGGUGAGAGAGAUUUCAUGGACGUAAUGCUUUCGGUCCUUAACGACGAGGAAAUCGGAGGUUAUGAUUCUGACACCAUUAUAAAAUCUACAUGCUUGGCGAUGAUUGCAGGAGGCAGCGAUACCACGAUGGUUACCCUGACAUGGGCAAUCUCCCUGUUGCUUAACAACCUUCCCAUCCUGAAGAAAGCUCAAGAAGAGCUCGACGCUAGGAUUGGCAACCGGAGGCGUGUGAAAGCAGCGGACAUCGCCAGCCUAACCUAUCUCCAAGCCAUAGUGAAGGAGACCCUCCGUCUACAGCCGCCAGUCUCACUCUCUCCGCCGCGCCUCUUCACCGAGGACUGCACCAUCGGCGAGUACCACGUGCCCAAGGGCACGAGGUUGAUCGUGAACAUCUCGAAAAUCCACAUCGACCCUGGAACAUGGUCCGAUCCGCUGGAGUUCAGGCCCGAGAGGUUCUUGAGCAGCCAUAAGGACGUGGACGUGACGGACUCCAACUUUGAGCUCCUGCCAUUUGGAGGCGGCAGGAGAAUCUGUCCUGGGAUAUCUUUCGGGCUCCGGACGGUGCAUUUUCUGCUGGCUAGGUUCCUGCAUGCGUUCGAGAUAUCAACCUCAGGCGAUUCGCCGGUGGAUAUGUCCGAGAGUUUCGGGCUGACGACUAUAAAGGCGACCCCGCUCGAAGUUAUACUCAUGCCGAGAUUACCGGACGAGCUCUAUCAAUCGAGAUAAUCAGGAGUUGCAUGAAAAGGCUGAUGCGUUCGAGAUUGAAUUGCGAUGGCGGAUGUCAUUACUAUCGUUUACCACUUCCAUGCAUACUGUAUUACUGUGUGACCGGUCAUGUAUGGACGGACCCGGUCAUACUUUCCUUUCCCAUAUGCCAAUCCUACAGGUAUAGCCGUCGUGAAUAAGAUCUUACCA
Molecule: messenger RNA, 1900 nt
Organism: Rhodamnia argentea
Lineage: Eukaryota; Viridiplantae; Streptophyta; Magnoliopsida; Myrtales; Myrtaceae
Product: cytochrome P450 CYP82D47-like
Exons: 3
Coding region: 140-1711 (523 amino acids)
Biological process (GO): defense response to other organism
Molecular function (GO): heme binding; oxidoreductase activity, acting on paired donors, with incorporation or reduction of molecular oxygen; iron ion binding
Source: RefSeq, a predicted model, not a curated record